CGCCGACCAAGAGCGACCGUGUAAAUAUGUGCCAUACUAGCGUUUAGUGUUUCUCGUUAAAACGUCGACCAAUCGGUUUUGACGAGAAUAUUAUAAUAACUAACAUAAAAUCCAACGUGUCAAUCGAUUUGAUUAUAUUGUUUAGAAUAUUUUUUAACGUUAUGAUUUGAUACUGAGCGUUACGUUAGUAUUUUCUUUUUUGUAUAGCACAACAAUUUAUAAUAAUUAUAAUACAAACCAAAAUAAUUUCUCUCGCUUCACUUAGCUAAUUUAAGUUAAAAGCUUGGAUCGCGAAUCUCUACGGAUACGACACAAUACCAAUAUUAUGUCCGAUGGAGAACGGAUCUCAUUCGUCCACGUUCAAACUAAACAUUGUGACUCACCCGAAGAGAUCGAGGGGUGGUCAAGGACCUCUGACGUUAUUUUCUUUUGUCGCUGCCAAUGCAAGAGACGGUACCCAGGUAACAGAAAAACGUUUGCGAGACGUUUCGGAAACACUGAAAAACAAUUUCGCCAAAGGCACUGCGUUGAAAUGCAAAGAAAAAAACGUCUAUCCAAUGGUUCAUUUCACCGAAGACCGAGAUUCUUUAAUGUCAGUGCUGCAAGAUCAAAAAGACCUUGGUGAAUACUUCCAACUUCACCAAGGUGUUUAUCGAGAAAUCAAAAGCAUCGAAUGUGAAGACGGCGAUGGACCGUUUUUAACGACCUCGACGAGCGUCUCGUACAUAGUGUCUGGAUUCAAAACACUCGACAGCAGUCUAGUAGAGGUAAUGAUCGAGUCGUGGAGGGACUGGACGGGAGCAAGACAUAUGUACUUGCACAUGCCAUAUGACCUGGGCUUACAGAGGAUCUCGUUGUUAAAGAAAGUAGCACCGGAUUCUAUAAACGCUUUUACAUACGUGGUGCUCGCCGAAUGUUUGAAUGUUAACACGGAGGAAAAGAAGAUGAUACUGCUAGAUUUUGUCCAAAGGAUGAGAGUAGAAAAAUUCCUACCUGGUUACCUGUCAGUUUAUGAGCUACAUAAAAUUUAAUAACACUUUAGUGUACAAUUGUGCAACGCUUUUAAAACCUCACAUCUAAUAUUAGUUUUAAAAGUAUACCUAUAA
This is a messenger RNA of Adelges cooleyi (spruce gall adelgid), 1106 nucleotides long. RefSeq lists its product as uncharacterized. NCBI's taxonomy places the organism in Eukaryota, Metazoa, Arthropoda, Insecta, Hemiptera, Adelgidae. The transcript has 6 exons. The record is from RefSeq and is a predicted model, not a curated record. The coding region runs from base 333 to 1031 and encodes 232 amino acids.